Python bivittatus (Burmese python) is the source of this 2095-nucleotide messenger RNA. RefSeq names its product ChaC glutathione specific gamma-glutamylcyclotransferase 1 (gene CHAC1). Gene Ontology annotation, cellular component: cytoplasm. Gene Ontology annotation, molecular function: glutathione specific gamma-glutamylcyclotransferase activity. NCBI's taxonomy places the organism in Eukaryota, Metazoa, Chordata, Lepidosauria, Squamata, Pythonidae. Gene Ontology annotation, biological process: glutathione catabolic process. The record is from RefSeq and is a predicted model, not a curated record.
UUGGGGUGACCGGCGAGCUUCACCGUGUAAAAUCCCGGACCAACCCGAGCCUGUCCUUCUGUCCAGUCCGCCCCCGGAGUCAUCCACCAGCGUAUCUCCUCCUGCGGAGUCAUGAAGCGGGAUCCGCCUUCUCAGCAUCUUUCCAGAGGAACGGAGCAUCCGUCCAGUCUUCAGAAGGACGAAGAGGAGGAAGAGGACCCUGCUGGUGCAGAAGGGUCGCCAAAGUCACCACUUUGGGUCUUCGGUUACGGUUCGCUGGUUUGGAGACCUGAUUUUGAAUUCACUUCCCGCAAAGUGGGCUAUAUCCGGGGCUAUAGCCGCCGCUUCUGGCAAGGAGACACCUUCCACCGGGGUAACGAAAAGAUGCCUGGAAGAGUGGUCACCCUUCAGGAAGAUUAUAAUGGGUGCACGUGGGGUGUUGGCUACGAACUUCAUGGGGAUCAAAUUGCUGCUGUCCUUAAGUAUUUGAACAUACGGGAAGCAGUGCUCGGUGGCUAUGACACCAAGCUAGUGAAGUUCCAUCCCCAGGAGCAAGCAGCAGAUGAAUCUGUCCUAGCCCUUGUUUACAUUGCAACACCCCAGAAUCCCUCCUAUCUGGGCCCAGCAUCUGAAGAGGAUAUUGCAGCUCAAAUAAUAGUCUCCAGUGGCCGCGCUGGCCACAACAUUGAGUACCUUCUGCGACUGGCAGACUUCAUGCGCUACUGUUGCCCUCAAGUAGAGGAUGAACAUUUGUUCUCAAUUGAGGAAGCCCUGAUCUCUAUCCUUCCCUGCGUAUAUCAUGCUGAGGAGCUCUUGGUAGAAUAAUGAAUUUGGCAGUACUCACCAAAAGGAUUGGCUGAAACACUUUUUAACCAAGGAUAGGACUGAGUAUGUGAUCUAAUACAAUUGAAGUCAGGUUUAAAAACCUGUAGAUGUAGAAAUUGGGAGAGAAAAGUAGUGGAGCAACGGUAAUAUAACUACAGUUUAAAUAGCAUUGGCGUCCUGCCAAUUUAUUGCCUUGAGUAGAGAUUGGAGAGACCCAUUGCCAUUCCACCAGCUACUGGGGACACAAAGCUGGUUGAAAAAUACUUCCUAGUCUCAUGUGCACACUCUAGAGGUUAAGUCCUACUGAAUUCCCUAAGGCUUACUUUUGAGUUCAUGCAUAUGGGUCUGCUGCUUUUUGCACUUUUAGCCAAAUUAACAGUGUUCUUUGAAUUAUUGAAGGGAAAAAGGGAUGAAGAUGCAAUGUAUUUUCCUUUGCAUGUUUCUGAAGCCCUCUCCAUCCAAAGCAGGGCCAUGACUGUAAUGCUAUGAGCUUUGCUCUACCUCACAAGCUGGUGAUGCUGCAGGUGUGAAGUUGUGAAGGUUCUUGUAUCAAAGGAAUCGGUAAUUUCCUCCAGCCUCAGUCACCGUAUCCUCACCUUUGCUCAUACGCUGGGCUUUUAGUGGAAUAUGAACUUGAUUUUAUGCUUUGGUGGGGCCAAACUUCCUUAGAGAGUCAGUGUACUACUUUUUUUUAUAAGUUGGAAAUGUAUUUAUUAUAAUGAACGUAUAUAUUUCAGGGAGAGAAGCAUCCAAAUGUCCUGCAGGGCAGGUUGCCAGCUUGAAAGUUGGCAGGGGAAAUUGGGUCUUCUGGUUUUGUAAUCCCCCCCCCCCCCGGUCUUAGAGGGGAGCUUCUGACCAUGGCAGCUGCUACAGGGUUACUUAUCUGAGACAGCUUUCUGCAAACAACAGUUGUAUCAUCUACCACACAAUAUGGAUGCUUUUACACUACAGUAUAUAUUUUGUGUCUGCUUCUGUAACUGCAGGGUAUAUGUCUCUUGGCAUACCAUACUCCAGUUCUGCCUGCAUUUUAAAUAAUGAAGCAGGCAUUUACUCAACAUCUGUUUCUCCAAAAAUCACAACAAAUUAAAGUUUCUGAGAAUAUUAAGUGUGUUCCUGGAAGAAAGAUCUGUACUGAAUAUUGGAGUCUCAGAGACAUGAUUCAAUAAUGCAGAUAAUUGUUUUCUGAUAUAGCCUUUGGGAGAGACUUGAUCCUGAAACUAUUUUAUUAACUGAUCUUAGAACAGAAUUACUUGACAACUAGCUGUUAAAAAGAGAACUAUCUUUUACCUAG